Molecule: messenger RNA, 663 nt
Organism: Dreissena polymorpha
Lineage: Eukaryota; Metazoa; Mollusca; Bivalvia; Myida; Dreissenidae
Exons: 4
Coding region: 148-663 (171 amino acids)
Source: RefSeq, a predicted model, not a curated record
CAUGUAUUGAAAUGUUAAGGAUACAGUGGUCAGUUACAAAUAGCAAGAUAUUUUUACUUGUCAUUAUUUAUUAGAAAUCAUUAUUUUGGACAACCAAUUGAUGUCCUCAACUUCCAAGUUUUGUUUUUAUACUUAUAGUCUACAGUGAUGGAAACAUUUGCCUUCAAGAAAGCGCUUUCGGGGUUGUUGAAGGAGGGGAUGCAAGUGGUGGAGGUCGUAACUGAUGCCCAUUCUCAAAUCUCGUCACUCAUGAAGAAAGAACAUGGCAAGAUUAAACAUAGUUGGGACAUGUGGCAUGGUGCGAAGAAUCUCGGAAAAAAGCUAUUUGCAGUUGCUCAAGAGAGAGGGAAUGAGUCGCUAAGACCAUGGGUGGAGCCUGUUGUCCACCAUUUUUACCAUGCAGCAGAAACAUGCGAAGGGGAUGCUCUGAAACUAAGUAUGAAGAUGGUAGCAGUCCUCAACCAUACUGCCAAUGUCCACAGAUGGAUACUCGGUGAAUGUGACCAUGAAGCUCUGGAUGAGGAUCAAGACAGGGGAAAUAAGCAAUGGCUGGAUCCAACAGGACAUGAGAUAGUGACCCUGGAGAAAGUUGAACGUGACACAAGAUUCCUUGGAAAUCUUCACCACAACACCACAUGCCAGUAUGUAUCUGCUUCGUUAUGA